AUGCCCGAUCAGCCUUGUCCAGAGGGUACUGUGCUGCUUGGUGCUGCCCCUGAAACGCCGGAAUGCCUCCUGCACAGCGUCUUCGAUCAUGAUACCAAGCGGUUGGACCAGGAAGCAGCGCAAAGCACCGCUAUAAGGGAGCCAGAUGCCUGCUCGUCCGUCGAUCGCGAGUCGCCAUAUGAUCAGGACAAAAACGGCCAGUUUCGCUCGCCUACUUUGAUUUUGGACGAGGGAGAUGAUGUGGAAAUCGUCAUCAACAACCAUAUGCACCAGAAUACCACCAUCCAUUGGCAUGGAAUUCUGAUGCAAAAUACCCCGUGGUCAGAUGGCGUUCCUGGUCUGAGUCAAACGCCUCUUGAGCCCGGCGAGCGCUAUGUCUAUCGCUGCACUGCAAGUCCUCCCGGUCAAUACUGGUACCAUUCGUAUUUACGAGCCAACCUGUUGGAUGGUCUGUAUGGGAAGCCAGGAACUCCAGGACCAUGGGCGACGAUCAGCCAAGGUCCAGUGGAGAUCCAAGUCAUGGAACGCGCUGCCAAUGAUCCUCAGAUUAUCGCGCUCUCAGACUGGGGUUAUUACAACUCAUCCCAGUACAAAGAGGCCGACGCAAAUAGCCAUCUCCAGAUAUUGUACGAGAAUGAUGACUCUUCUGCCUCGUUCCACACGCUGACCUGGCUCAUUGACAAGCAAAUUCCCUUCAUGCACAAAAGCUGGCCAAAUGAUAACAUCCCCGACAAGGGGUAUGACCUUGUUCUUCUCUUCAAGAUUGAGACACGCAAUAUUGACACUCACAGUUGCUUUCCAUUCGCUGCUUAUGCUGAAGGCCCGUGGCUUAAGGAUGGCAACGUCUCCGCCAUCCCUCCGGGGUUACAAGGGGGCUGCAGACCCUCCACCGGUCCCACGGAGGUUAUCGAGGUUGAUGCCAGCGAUCUAUGGGUCAGUAUCAACUGCAUUGCAGGCUCGAUGCAGCCCACGAUCGACGAGCACGAGAUGUGGAUCUACGAGGUUGAUGGGCAUUACAUCGAACCACGCCGCGCAGAAACGUUCCUGAUCUGGGCGGGGGAGCGAUACUUGGCUCUGGUCCGGCUCGACAACAAACAAAUGGACUACUCCAUCCGCAUGCCUGACGGUGGCUACUCGCAGAUGAUUGCAGCUUUAGGGGUCUUACGGUACAAGAACGGGGACCCGGACGCUCACCAGCCUUCUGAUCGGUUCGGCUUCACCGCGAUCUCGCAGCCGCAUAUCCCAUCUAUAUGA
Molecule: messenger RNA, 1254 nt
Organism: Aspergillus novofumigatus IBT 16806
Lineage: Eukaryota; Fungi; Ascomycota; Eurotiomycetes; Eurotiales; Aspergillaceae
Exons: 7
Coding region: 1-1254 (417 amino acids)
Molecular function (GO): oxidoreductase activity; copper ion binding
Source: RefSeq, a predicted model, not a curated record